Messenger RNA from Vigna angularis (adzuki bean), 3804 nucleotides. Its product is annotated as receptor-like protein EIX2. The coding region runs from base 50 to 3592 and encodes 1180 amino acids. The record is from RefSeq and is a predicted model, not a curated record. Lineage: Eukaryota; Viridiplantae; Streptophyta; Magnoliopsida; Fabales; Fabaceae. Gene Ontology annotation, molecular function: protein binding. The transcript is spliced from 2 exons.
UUCAGAACACAUAUCAAUCUAAUUCUAUACUAUUCACUCUCUCUGUUUGAUGAUGAAUAUUCUGAAAGUAAUGAUGUUUAUGUUUGUGGUGAGUGUGGUGUUGCAGGUUGCUUUUGGACAACACCAUAUCCGAUGCCUUCCAAAGGAGAGGGAAGCACUCCUUCAAUUCAAGGCUGCCAUUGUUGAUGAUUACGGCAUGCUCUCGUCUUGGACCAUUCCCGACUGUUGCCAAUGGGAGGGGAUUCGCUGCACCAACCUCACCGCUCAUAUUAUAAGCCUUGACCUUCACGGACAAGUUCAUUAUGAAUAUUUUCCUCUUCUUGGCCAAUAUUCUGCAGUCUCUUGGCGUUACAUCAGCGGAGAGAUCCACAAGUCGUUAAUGGAGUUACGACACUUACAGUAUUUGAACCUCAGUUUCAAUUCUUUUCGACACACUAAUAUUCCAGAGUUUCUUGGCUCUCUUACCAACUUGAGAUAUCUUGAUCUCUCUUCAAGUCAUUUUAGCGGACAAAUUCCAACUCAGAUAAGUUCUCUUUCUCAUUUGAAAUAUUUGAAUCUUGCAAGAAAUUAUUAUUUGGAGGGUUCAAUCCCUCCUCAACUUGGAAAUCUCUCUCGGUUGCAGUAUCUUGAUCUCAGUGUCAAUUCUUUAAAUGGAAAUAUACUUUCCCAACUUGGAAAUCUCUCUCGGUUGCAGUAUCUUGAUCUCAGGUACAAUUCUUUUGAAGGAUUCAUUCCUUCCCAACUUGGAAACCUUUCAAAUUUGAAUAAACUCUAUCUUGGAGGAUAUGAUAGUGCUCUCAAAAUUGUCACUAGUGAUCAAUGGUUAUCUAAUCUUAAUUCUUUAACCCAUCUUUCCUUCAUUUCCAUAUCUAAUUUUAACAGUUCUCCUAGCUGCCUUCGAACCAUUGCCAAGCUACCAAAACUAAGAGAACUGAGUUUAAUUGAAUGUGGCCUUUCCGAUCAUUUCCUCCUUUCAUUCAAUCCUUCCAACUCCAAUUUUUCUACUUCUCUAUCUGUCCUUGAUCUUUCUCGUAACUCCUUCACACAACCGAUGAUAUUCCCGUGGCUGUCAAACACCACUUCCAACCUUGUUGGGCUUGACCUUAGUUGGAACCUCUUGAAGGGUGAAGAUUUGAAAUCAUUCAUGAAUAUAUGCACCCUACGUUCAUUAUACAUGUCUGGAAACAAUAUGACCGAAGACCUUUCGUCAAUUCUUUAUAAUUUCUCCAGUGCUUGUGUUAGAUACUCACUACAAGAGUUGAGUUUGAGAGACAACCAAAUCAGAGGCUCCCUACCUGACCUUUCAGCAUUUUUAAAUUUAAAAACGUUCGAUCUUUCUUCCAACCAAUUGAGUGGGAAGAUAUCUGAAGGCACUAGAUUGCCAUCUCAUUUGGAGCAGUUGUUAAUUAUGUCUAACUCUUUAGAAGGUGGUGUUCCAAAAUCAUUUGGGAGCACAUGUACUUUAGAGUUAUUGGAUUUGUCUGAUAAUAAGUUGAGUGAAGAUCUCACAGUGAUAUUUAAUCAUUUGUCUGGAUGUUCUAGAUACUCAUUGCGAGAACUAUAUCUCCGUCAGAAUAAAAUCAAUGGCACAUUACCUGAUUUCUCAAUAUUUGCAAAGUUGGAAACGUUGGAUAUAUCAGGAAAUCGAUUGGAUGGAGUUCCAAAAUUACUUCACAAUGUUACUGUUUUGCGUUCAUUGAACCUAUUUAAUAACAGUUUAAGUGAAAACCUUCCAACAAUAAUGCAUCACUUAUCCUCAUCAUUGCAAAGUUUACAUCUAGGCAUGAAUCAAAUUAAGGGUACUUUGCCUCGCAACCUCGCAACAAUGUUCCCAUCAUUAAAAGAAUUGUACCUUGAUAGUAACAAGCUAAAUGGGACAAUUUCUGAAGAUCUUCGAUUUCCAACAGAACUUGAGGUAUUAUCCUUGUACUCAAACUCUUUGAAAGGUGUGUUAACUGACUCUCAUUUUUUUAAUAUGACAAAGUUAAGGACAUUGAUUUUGUCAGAUAACUUACUUACUUUUACUCAAAAUUGGGCUUCAACUUUUCAAUUACAUAGUAUUGAAUUGAGGUCUUGCAAGCUUGGUCCAUUGUUUCCCAAAUGGCUAGAGAAACAAAAUGAAUUUAUUUAUCUUGACAUUUCAAAUAAUGAAAUAUCAGGUACCAUUCCACAAUGGUUUUGGACCAAAUUUGGAUUGUCAAAUUGGAUGAGUAUUGAUAUUUCACACAAUAAUUUACAAGGUACGAUUCCAAAUUUGCCAAUAGAGAAUCAUUAUUAUUCUCUUAGUCUUGCAUCAAAUCAAUUUGAAGGUCAUGUUCCGCCAUUUUUACGAGGCUCAAUAUCUCUUGAUCUAUCAAACAAUAAAUUCACAAAUUCUUUUUCAUUUUUAUGUUCUAAUGGUGUAGCUGAAUCUUUAUACCAAUUAGACCUUUCAAAUAAUAAGUUUUCUGGACAAAUUCCAGACUGUUGGACCCAUUUUAAGUCAUUGGCUUACUUAAAUAUGAGUCAGAACAAGUUUUCAGGAGAGAUUCCUUCUUCAAUGGGAUCACUCCUUGAACUUCAAGUUUUGUUAUUGAGAAGCAAUAAUUUAACAGGUAAAAUCCCUUCCGUCUUGAAGAAUUGCACACAGUUGGUGAUGGUAGACAUAGCAGAAAAUAGAUUAUCAGGAUCUAUCCCAAAUUGGAUCGGGAACGAAUUAUCGCAGUUGCAAUUUUUAAGCUUAAGAAGCAACUAUUUCCGUGGGAGUUUACCGUUACAAAUUUGUUAUCUAAAAAGCAUUCAACUCUUAGAUCUCUCGCAAAACAAUCUAUCUGGACAAAUUCCUAAAUGCAUAAAAAACUUUUUCUCAAUGGCUCAAUUGACUUCUUUGAGAGAUUAUUAUGAAGGUCAUCAAUAUUUGGUCAACACUAGUGCUACGAAAAGUAACUUUUCAUAUGAUUUGAAUGCAUUCUUGAUGUGGAAAGGUUCAGAACAAAUGUUUACAAACAGCGGAUUGUCACUUUUGAAUAGCAUUGAUCUCUCAAGCAAUGAAUUAUCAGGAGAAAUUCCAAAAGAAAUUGAGGGUUUAUUUGGAUUGGUGUCAUUGAAUCUAUCAAGAAACCAAUUGACAGGGAAAAUUCCUUCAAAUGUUGGAGAGUUAACAUCACUUGAAUUUCUUGAUUUGUCACGAAACCAACUUGUUGGUUCUAUUCCUUCGAGUCUUGCUCAAAUUGAUCGACUCACUAUGUUAGAUUUGUCACAUAAUAAUUUAUCUGGAAAAAUUCCAACUGGCACACAAUUACAGAGUUUCGAUGCAUCGAAAUAUGAAGAUAAUGUUGAUCUCUGUGGACCACCAUUAAAGGAAUUGUGCAUUGAUGGAGUAGCAAGACAAGGACCAAUUAUUAAAUUUCAAGAGGAUGACAAUUUGAUUUUCAAUCGUGAAUAUUAUAUAAGUAUGACAAUUGGAUUUGCUAUAAGCUUUUGGGGAGUGUUUGGCUCAAUCUUAAUAGUACAUUCUUGGCGUCAUGCAUAUUUCAAGUUCUUAAAUAAUUUAGGAGACACUCUUUAUGUCUUGACAACAGUGAAAGUUUUCCGAAUCUGCUACAAAACAUAGCUGCAGAAGAAAUGGAAUUUGAAGAUUAGAAUGAUUGUGAGGGUACCAUGCUCAAUGGAUAUCGAUAACUGAGGAAGAUUUCUAAACAUUUAUUUUCUUUAAAUGUUUCUUUCUUCUCCAUUUUUAUUUUGUAAUGGUUGUUGAGGAAGCCUAUUGUGAUUGUGAAGUUGUUAGUCAUACAAUAAUUUGAUGAAUCUUCAAAACGUUGGAAA